AGGACAGAUGUUUUUAACUUAAAAAUAAAUAAGUAAUAAUUAACAUAAAUAAAUAUGUUUAUGAACGUUUUCUUGAACUACAUACAUGUGUCAAUAUGUCAUUUAAUGUAGACUUAAGAAAAACGAUACAAUGUUGUUUUGUUUCAAAAUAUUAUACUGUUUUUUACGUUACGUUAGGAACUUCCUCCAGUAGAAAUAAUUGGUUACCGUAAACAAACGAAUCUGCAGUUUUAACAAGCGAUUUCCGUUUUAUGAGCACCAAUCCUUAAAUAACAAACACACUCACAUAUGAAUAUACUCUGCGUGGCGAAUCGCUUUAGAUCAACACAAUUUGCGUACCGAAAGGAUUACAUUUGAACAAUAUAGUUAAGGUAACGACUUGAAACAUGUGUGUCCUUAUCUAUUUAUUGGGAUUGGUGAUUCUGUUGGCCAAUAGUGGACAGUGUGAUUUAUCUUGGGACAAGAUAUACAAUCUGCUGUCUUCAAGAUUAGAUAACAUCUUGGUCGAUAUAAAAUAACACAGUCCCGACUAAAUUCUGUCCAUAAGAUUCAGGAGGGCGUACAGUCCGAUUUUAACGUAUUGAAGAGUGAAACUGGGGACUUUCGAGUUCAUAUAUCCAAUGUUGAGGAAAAAAUCAAGUCUACAAUGAAUCAAACAGCCGAACUCGUAUCACGGACCGAAGAUGAGAUGAAUACACAUUUAAAUGAAACUCGAGUUCAGAUAUCUGAUUUAGAACAGGGGAUGGCGGACUCGGUAGGAAGGAUUGAAGGUUUGGAAAAGAAUCAGUCAGUCAUGAAAGGAGCAGCAGACAAAACACAAGCUCAGAUUGCGACCGUGGAACAGAAAGUAGCAGCUUCGCAGAGCAACACUCAAACUCUCCAGUCACGAGUUCAAAGUCUGGGGGAGACGCAAGGAGAUCUUAAAUCAAAGACAACGACUAUCGAGUCAAAAGUCGAUACGAGGCAAAGACAGAUAGACUGGAUGCAAAGACAGAUAGACUGGGUUCAACAAACCGUAGGUACGUUUGCUGGUUUCUCUGCCUACCUUAAUACAAAUAAGCAUUAUGAUCAAAAAACUGUUAUUGUAUUCGACGGAGUCAUCUACAACCAUGACACAUGGCCACGGCCCCGGGACUACAAUCCAAAUACCGGCAUCUUCACUGUACCUGUGAGCGGAGUAUAUGUCUUUACGUUUAACGUCGAAGUAAAUAGCAAUUUUGUUGAUAUAGAUAUUGGUGCGCAUGUUAAUCUGAUGCUUAAUUCGAACAUCAAGUCGCAAGCGAUUGUACAAGGUUUAGGCAACCAUUUGUCAAGUGGAAAUACAGCUGUGCUGGAUGUGCAAUUCGGAGACAAAGUGUUCGUAUCGACUUCAAGUCAUUUUCGGCUUCACAAAUUAUAUGCGUGGAGAACAACGUUCAGCGGGGCCCUUUUGCGUAUGAAUUAAUACAUCGGAAGCAGCAGCAAUAUUAAUUAUCUGAUACAAUAAUUUGACAUAAUAUUACACCUAAUUCAUGACAAACAGUAUAGAGUUAAAUUGAACAAAUUUGUUCCAAAAAUUUUUUACAAUUUUUUUAAAUGUAUGUCUCGAAUAUGAUUAUUUGCGAAAUUGAUACAACUACACAAAAUACAAUUUAACUGGUCGAGAAGAUGCCUCAAAUAUAAUUGCCUUUUACUAGUUGUUCCUGACAGCGAUGGAAAUGUCCUGCUUUUUAUUGAAGAUCAAUAACUCCCAAAAAUCAGUAGGGCAAACAGACCGUGCAAUAUGUGCAUGUACACCGAAUGGAUGCUUCUUUUACAGUUACGUCAAAUUCGAUUUGCUGGUUUAUAAAAUCUCGAGCUGAAAGAAAGUACCGGACAUUAAUUAUGAAGUUAUCCGAAAAAAGUGCGAUUCUUUAACUCACAAGUUUAUGGAUCAUAAUAAAUGUAAAAAGUAAAACUAUUGUGAACAUAUUGUUUAAUGAUGCGCUAAAUACCAAAACAUAUAAGAACUUGGGAGCUAAAUUGAUAACGAAACUGAGUGCGGAUGUUAAUGGAUUUGGACACGCCAUUUCCAACAAAGCAAUAGUGGAUUUUAGUGCUUCAAACACAAAUGUGACAGUUUAAUUGAUACCUACAUGUACGAACCUUUCCUUAUUUUGAAAUACUGACUCUGUCAAUGACACUCUACUACAAGUAUCUGGCUUCUGAACGCAUAUAUAUAUAUAUAUACAUAUGUAACAUGUUCAUAAGAUUUUUGUUGUUGUUUCACAUAGUUUAGUAUUAGAAUUAAAUUUUGUCAUAUGCAUCAAACAGCGAUGUAGUCAAAUUAUCAUUCUCGUGUACCUUCGGUCUUAGAGAUUCUUGUUGUAAGUCACACUAACAUAAUCUUCGAUUGUACUGAAGUGUUUUCAGAGGCAGUGAUCUUUUAGCAAUAAAAUAAGAUUUCAUGUAAA
Messenger RNA from Dreissena polymorpha, 2432 nucleotides. RefSeq lists its product as uncharacterized. The record is from RefSeq and is a predicted model, not a curated record. The transcript is spliced from 2 exons. Bases 647 to 1444 code for a protein of 265 amino acids. Gene Ontology annotation, molecular function: protein binding. Lineage: Eukaryota; Metazoa; Mollusca; Bivalvia; Myida; Dreissenidae.